Paecilomyces variotii is the source of this 1028-nucleotide messenger RNA. RefSeq lists its product as hypothetical. The record is from RefSeq and is a predicted model, not a curated record. Lineage: Eukaryota; Fungi; Ascomycota; Eurotiomycetes; Eurotiales; Thermoascaceae. Bases 301 to 882 code for a protein of 193 amino acids. The transcript has a single exon.
GGACUCCGUUCUCCUCCGCGCUACAACCAUGCGGCAAGCUGACCUCCUUACGUAUCUCAUAUCUAUAGCUUCAAACUGAUGCGGAAGUGUGUAUUCUCAGCCUUCUACUCCACUCCUAGCUUCUCGGCAUAGAGUCUAGACAUAGCGUCUAGGCUUGAUCCUAAAACUCAGGAACCUACAGAGAUAAGAUCGGCGAUCAAACAGUUCAGUCAUCUUCCUUAUAACACAUAUCUGAAGCUCUAUCAAAUCUAUCAAGCUAAUCGUUUCCUAUGGAAUAGGAAGCUUUCGAGUCAUCGGGAUAUGCAAAAAAUCGAUAGCAUGUCUCUCACUACAUCGGACGGGCAAGAGUGUGACACACCACAUACUAGUAUUCCAGAGGAAUAUUCAGACUCAGAGUUACCCAGCUAUCCUAGUCUCAGCAGAAUGAGAUUUGGCACAUGCCCCUGGAAAGGAGGAACCUAUAUAAUCCGUGAGCUUGAAACCGAGCUCGUUAUCACGCUCAAGGAGGGGGUUCUACGCUUAUGUCCUGAAGAGAAAGGCCAUAAGGGUAGUAGUUAUAGCCAUGGUCGUGGCAGCCACUGGAAAUGCGUCGAGAACGAGGGUAUGUGGCUUGGUUUCUAUAACUCAGUCUCAGGAACGUACAUAAGGCACAAUAACAAGAAGACCAACUGGCGAUUCGAUGCAAAGGGGCAGUGUCAUGAUACAUGGGAGCGCUUCUGUGCACGAGAGCACCCGGACGGUGGCCACAUACUUUUGGUGAAACAUAACGACGACUUUCGGCCGAUGAUGGCAGGAGGGGAAGAUGAUCGAGAGUUGGUUGUCGGUUCAGAGGGAGAAGAUGCGACACGAUGGGAGUUUGUUGAGGUCGAGUCUGACAGUUAGAUCCAUACCAUGUCUUUGCUUGAUGUUAUUUAAUCGUUGAGAUGGAGUCUUGCUUCAUACCAAUUAAUGGCCAGUUCCAUUUAGAGUUUCUAGUAAGUUAAAUAUUCCAGCACUACGAUGCAUGAGAUUUGAGUUUCGUGCUACAA